GGAAAAAGACUAAACACCUUACAAUUAUUAAGCAAAGUAAAGAGGAACGGCCGUACAAUGAUCAAGGCUCAACGUACAAUAGUUGAGAAGUCCCAUUUCAUUUGAUACAUUCACCCAACUAUCGCUCUAAUUGAAACCCUAGACGUCGACGAUGACGGAACCGAUAUCAGUCGAAGAAGACGACAAGAAAUCACCGGAGCUUCAAAGACUCGUCGAACCAGUCUCGGCGGAAGCGGCGGCGGCGAUAUGUAACAACCGUAAAGAGAAAAGGAAGUUGACGAAGAAGGAGAAGAGGAAGCGGAAAAGGAAGGAACUAGCGGAGAAGGUUCGCCAGGAAGAGGAGGCUAAACUGAAUGAUCCCGAGGAGCUUCGUAGGAUUCAGAUGGAGGAGGAGAAAGAGAAGGAGAGAUUAGAGCGAGACAGGAGAGAGUUUGAGGAGAGAGAAAGGCUCUUUCUCGAAGCAUUGGCUCGAAAGAAAGCUCAAGAGGAAGAAGAAGAAGAACGAAGGAGAGUGGAAUAUGAGGAAGAAAAGGCGAACCAAAACCAGAAAGUGGCUCUUGAGGAUGAGUCAGAUGGAGAUGACAAGUGGGAAUAUGUAGAAGACGGGCCUCCCGAAAUUAUAUGGCAAGGAAAUGAGAUAAUUGUGAAGAGGAAUAAAGUGAAAGUGAAAAGGAAGGAUCCGGAUCCUGUGAUUCUUAAAGAGGAUCCCAAUAGGCCAACAUCCAAUCCGCUGCCUCCACAAUCUGAACUCUAUGCUGACUACAAGAAUGCAUCAUCUCUUUCAGCACAACAGUUGUUGGAGAACGUAGCUGUUCAAACUCCGAAUUUUGGAACUGAGCAGGAUAAAGCUCAUUGUCCUUUCCACCUAAAAACCGGGGCUUGUCGAUUUGGUUCACGCUGCAGCAGGGUUCACUUUUACCCCGAUAAAUCCUGCACUUUGCUCAUGAAGAACAUGUACUGUGGACCUGGCUUUGCUUGGGAGCAGGAUGAGGGGCUUGAGUAUACAGAUGAGGAAGUUGAAUGUAGUUUUGAAGAAUUCUAUGAGGAUGUUCACACAGAAUUUUUGAAGUUUGGAGAAAUUAUAAAUUUCAAGGUGUGUAGAAACAGUUCAUCUCAUUUGCGAGGGAAUGUUUAUGUACACUACAAAGAUAUAGAUUCUGCAGUGCUUGCUUAUCAUUCUAUAAAUGGACGUUACUUCGCUGGCAAACAGAUCACGUGCGAGUUUGUUAGUGUAACAAAAUGGAAGGUUGCCAUAUGUGGGGAAUUCAUGAAAUCGAAGCUUAAGUCAUGCUCCCGUGGAACCGCAUGCAACUUCAUCCAUUGUUUCCACAAUCCCUGUGGAGAUUAUGAAUGGGCUGACUUGGACAAACCACCACCAAGAUACUGGCUUACGAAGAUGGCUGCUUUGUUUGGGUAUGCUGAUGAUUCUGUCUAUGAUAGACGUCUUGAACGGGAAAACUCAGAACGGAAGUUGAACUCCUGCAAUAUGCGGGCAGCUGAUUCUGACAGGCAUCGCUCUGUAAUGUCUGAUUCAAGGGAGAGAAGGUCGCGCUCAAGGGAGAGCAGAAGUUCAAGGAUCCGUAAUGAGGAUUAUGAUGUUCAUAAGAGGACACAUCAAGAGAGAGGUGACCGUACUGAUAGAAAACGGCGCAAAAUUCUUUAUAAGAAACGAUACGAAGAGGACACAGGUCGACAUGAAAAGGAAACAAAUCGACAUGGUAAAAGUAGAUACAGUAGUGACUCUGAUUGGGAUUUAUCCGACAGAGAGAAAGAGGGAGUUAGGCGCCGUCAUAGCACAAGGGAAAGAUCAAAAAAACACCACAAUGAAAAAAUGGGGCGUCAACACCGUAAUGGCGACACCAAAAAAGGAAUUAGCUGCUCCAAGUCUGGCAAUGAUUUGCUGGAAAAGAGUAGAUAUGGAGAUGCAGGAUCUGGAAACAGAGAGAGGGGCUCAAGACAUUGGAAGGAAGAUCAUAGUACAGAUUCCGGCAGCGAGUGGUUGGAUGAGACACGAGACAGGAAUUUGCCUCAUAGGAAAAGAAAAAGCAGUUCUAGGCGUCAUAACAGUGUUCCAUCAUCACCUGAUCACUGGGAUAAGAGAAGCAGAGGCCGUGAUAGUAAUACUACUGUGGAUUUGACUGCUGCUAUCACAGAUAAAAGAAAACCCAUAUCUGACAAGAGUGUCGAUUCUGUUGAUUCAGAUAUGGAUUACCAUUAUCACCUUAAGGAAGACAUUGAGGAAAGAGGCCGCUGGGAACAUGAUGAAGGUGCUACUGAAACACACACUAAAAGUAGUAAGAAGUCUAUAAUUGAUUACUCUGAAGAUCACAAUGUGGAAUCUGAGUUGAAUGAUAAUGGGGACGAUAGUGGUAGUACAAGGGGGAUUAGCCGAUCAAUAAGCCAAAAAAGGAGAGGGAACAGGGAUAGGAAGGACUCUGCAAAGAAGUCAAAAAGAUCUAAAGAGUGAUAGGGAGCACAAUGAAAAAGACGGGUUACAGCUGACACAAACAGCUUUCAGUUAAGCUCAUAAGGCGGCUAAUGCAUUACUAUUUAAGCGAGGUUCAUACCAUAUAUAUGAUCAGUUGAAGUGCUGGAACUGAGGGUAGCAUAUGAUGACAUUACGUGCUUCAACCUUUGCUAAAUUUUGGCUUUGAUUGUAAAUAUCAAUUAUUACUUUUAUCCUAAUGAAGAUCAAGUUAAUCUCUGAUACAUUCCCAACUGCACUUGGGAAUAUUGCCAUUUAUUCCAAUGGAUGUUGAUGGACUUAACAUUGGUCUCUCCUCCCUUGAGGUGUUCAGUUCAUCUACUUUGACUUUACGAGAGCAAGUGGUUGCUAGUUAUAAAGUUACCUUAACGGUGUCGGACUAAAAUCCCUCAGCAAGUAUUCGCUGCUUUUCUUUGGUUGGUCUUUGUAGAUUGAAAUGAUGAUAUAGGGCGAUGUAAUCUGGUAGUAGAUUUCCUAUAUAAUUAGGCUUCUGAACUCGUAAAGCAGCAUGAUAAAUAGAGCCGUCAAUAUGGGUCAGGCUCGUUGGGCUGGUCUGAUCUGUAAUUUGAUGGAGUUGGGUUUUAAUUUUUGCAGUUUAUUUAAGAUUAAGGCUUUUUAACCUGGUCCGUAUAAGCUCGUGGCCCAUGGGGCUUGAGAAAAGUGGGUUGGGAUAGCCUGUGGAUCGAUCCAUAAGUCAAAUACAUGUAAUUAUUUAGAUCGCUUAUUAGUAUUUUUAUUUGAUUAGAAGGAUCUAUUAGAAGUAUUUUUUGGGGUGUUGAAGACUUGAUUAUUAUUAUUAUUAUUAUUAUCAUCAUCAUCAUCA
Capsicum annuum is the source of this 3308-nucleotide messenger RNA. RefSeq names its product zinc finger CCCH domain-containing protein 5. The transcript is spliced from 9 exons. Gene Ontology annotation, cellular component: U2AF complex; spliceosomal complex. Gene Ontology annotation, molecular function: metal ion binding; pre-mRNA 3'-splice site binding. NCBI's taxonomy places the organism in Eukaryota, Viridiplantae, Streptophyta, Magnoliopsida, Solanales, Solanaceae. Gene Ontology annotation, biological process: mRNA splicing, via spliceosome. The record is from RefSeq and is a predicted model, not a curated record. Bases 152 to 2467 code for a protein of 771 amino acids.